Molecule: messenger RNA, 3295 nt
Organism: Mercenaria mercenaria
Lineage: Eukaryota; Metazoa; Mollusca; Bivalvia; Venerida; Veneridae
Exons: 5
Coding region: 406-852 (148 amino acids)
Molecular function (GO): GTP binding; GTPase activity
Source: RefSeq, a predicted model, not a curated record
CAUAGAUAAUUGUAAACAGAUUACCUUGAAGGAUUUUCCGUGUUUUUAUCCGCUGCAGGCACUGUCCUAUACAUUAAACAUUGCAAAAUCAUUUGCUAUUAUUUAUGAAUACAUAUUGGAAGUAAUUAGCUCUAAGAUUACAGGUAUUAAACAAUGUACUUUACAUAUAAGACAUUCGGUAGUUAUACAUAAUGUUUGAUCAAGGUAAAACAUUGAGACAUCAUAAUGUAGUACAAUCUGAUUGAGAGAUAAUUUGCUUGUAAGUAAGUACACAAUGUAAUAGUAGUUUGAUGAAUUUUGAUAAAACAUGUCGUACUUAUUUAACAAAUAAAGUACUAUAUUUAGUUUAAAUACCAAGAAGAAGUUUCAUUUUUGAUAAAGUGAUUAUAGAGAAAGUAGACAAAAAUGAGCGGAGAAAAUCCACCAGAGCAGCGGCUGUCCGGCAAGCUACCAGCAAGUUUGCUAGAAAGAUUUGAUAAACAACUAAAAUUUCCAGUUCCAAAACAGAAACCGAAGAUUUUACCGAAGCCAGUUAUUCCGUCUAACAGAAUCACACAAGUGCCAACAGAAACGACCAUGUCUGACAACUCAAUAUUUCAUUCACCUAUGAUACUGGUUUUAACGGUUGAUGGAAAAGCGACAUGCAAUCAGUCAACCUUAGACAAACUGAGAGAAAUAGAGAAACCCUUGAAUAUAGUUUCUGUAGUUGGGACGCUGAGAACUGGGAAAUCUUUCAUCCUGAAUAAACUCGCAAGACAUGAUUCAGGUACAUGCCAUAUCAAUGGUUUUGCACAUAAUUUCAUGUAUAUCACAUAUUUGCCUGUGGUAACAGUGACAUUUGACAUGAAAUAGUAGAAAUAUGAGAAGAGUAAAAUCGCUUGUAUAAUUUUGCCGUCGUUUUUUUUUCCAUUUAAUAAUAUUACGAACUUUUAGUAACAUCGACCUAACGGGAAGUUGAUAAAUUUGUCUAUAUAAUCAGAGAAGGAUAAAAUUUCUUAAGCUUAAAUGCAAAAUGACCUAUUUGUAAAUUAAAAAAAAAAAAAAAAAAAAAAAAAAAAACACCGUUUUCCCACAUUUUUUCAGGUUCUUUUUUGAAAUAUUUUGGUGUUUCUUUAUUUCAUCUUUAAAUAGACAAACUUCAGUUCAUAUAGCCUCGGUACAGUAGCAUGAGGAACAAACUCAUCGUCAUCGUUGAAUAGAAGAGAAAAAAUGAAAUAUUUUCCGCAACUAAUAAAACAAGAAGGCCAAGAUGGCCCUAGGUCAUGUUUGACCUAGUGAUUUUAUGGAAAUAGAUAUUCUAUCAAUUAUCAUUAAAAUUUGAGCAAAAAUCUUUAUUAUAAACAAGUAUUUUCUUUGAUUUUACCUAGUGACCUAGUUUUUGAACCCAUAUUCGACCUUGACCUAGAUUUCAUCAAGGAUAUCAUUCUUACCAAAUUUUAUAAACAUCAGUUGAAAAAUACAGCUUCUAUCGCAUAGUCAAGGUUUUUCUUUGAUAUGACCUAGUGCCCUAGUUUUGACCCCAGACUACCCAUAUUUGAACUUGAUCUAGAUUUUAUCAAGGCAACCAAUUUGACUAAAUUUAUGAAAAUCCAGUGUAAAAUGCAGCCCCUAUUGCAUGCAAAAGAUUUUUCCUUGAUUUUACCUAGUGACCUAGUUUUUGAACCCAGAUAAUCGAUAUUCGAAUUUGACCUACAUUUCAUCAAGGCUAUUAUUCUGACAAAAUUUCAUGAAGUUCAGUUGAAAAAUACAGCCUCUAUCGCAUACAUCAGCUUUUUCUUUGAUAUAACCUUGUGACCUUCUUUUUGACCCUAGAUUACCCAUAUUCAAAUUCUAUCUAGAUUUUAUCAAUUUAAUCAUUAUGACUAAAUUUCAUGAAGAUCAAUUGAAAAAUACAACCUCUAUCGCAUACACAACGUUUUCCUUUGAUUUGACCUCAGAUUACCCAUUUUCAAAGUCGAACUAGAUUUCAUCAAGGUUAUCAUGCUGAUUAAAUUUCAUGAAGGUCGAUUGAAAAAUACAGCCUCUAUCGCAUACACAAGGUUUUCUUUUGAUUUGACCUAGUGACCUACUUUUUGGCCCCAGAUGACCCAUAUUCGAACUAAAUUUUACCAAGGCAUUAAUUGUGACCAAAAUUCAUGAAGACUAAUUGAAAAAUAAAGCCUUUAUCGCAUACACAAGGUUUCUCUUUGAUUUGACCUAGUGAUCUAGUUUUUGACCUCAGAUGACCCAUUUUCGAACUCGGCCUAGAUUACAUCAAGGAAAUAAUUCUGACCAAAAUUCAUGAAGACUUAUUGAAAAAUGCAGCCUCUAUCGCAUACACAAGGGUUUUCUUUUAUCUGACCUAGUGACCUAUUUUUUGACCCCAGAUGACCCAUUUUAAAACUCUGCCUAGAUUUCGUCAAGGUAAUCAUUCUGACAGAAUUUCAUAAAUAUCAAUUGAAAAAUACAGCCUCUAUCGCAUACAAAGCUAGAUGUUGCGACAGACAGAUGACAGACAGACAGACGACCGACGCCAGACAUCGAUCGAUCACAAAAAUUGAGCAAUGCUCAGGUGAGCUAAAAACGGUACCUCUUAAAAUGUAGAUAAAUUAUUCAACUUUUGAUAUGUGUUACUUGUUUUAAAGCUAGUAAUACCGGUUUGCUUGGUCCUUUUUGCAAUUUAGUGAUUUCAGUGACCAUUUCUUCCAAUAUGCCGGCUUUUUCCGCCGCGGUUACCCAUAGGUAAUCGGAAGUUUUUACAGAAAAUAUUAUCGUCUGCUAGCAGCUGGUUUGCAUGGGCUUUGUCAGUAAAAAAAUGUUAUAUCUCAAAGUAUAUGGAUUAUAGCCAAUUUCACAAGCAAAAUAAUAUUGUAAUCUGACCAAUUAAAAUGAAUUUAUUAUUGAACUCUGUUUUAAUGCCGUAUCUUUUGAAACUUUGAACAGCUUUGAAAAGUUUUUCUUUAGGCACGGGAUAUUGAUAUAUAUUCUAAGCUUUCAUUUUGCUAAUGAAACUUGAAAUUUUGAAUGUUUUUGUUUUUAAUUUCUUUAUUUUUUUAAUUGUUCUGUUAGGAUGCAUGGAUAUAAUAGAACCGAUAUAGAUAUGCUCAUUAUUAUUUUGCGUAAAAAACGUAAAAUCUUUUGAAUGGUUUUCACAAGGACCAGUAGACUGUUAUCAGUCGUUAGAGUCGUAAAAUGUAAAGCACUUGGCCAUAAAAUCAAUCUUCUCUGAUACCACUUUCAGAAAAAAGCAAUUUAUCUUGCCUCUGUCUCUGAGCUUAGAGAGAAAAUGUUUUCAUGAGAAAAUAUCAGUGUUAGU